UCUCGUUUUUGCCAUCAGAGUCCAUUUUGUUUUCCAUUUUCUGUUUCGAUAGUUUUUUUUUUCUAAGUCGCAAUGUAUCCGACUACGUUCAUAAAUGAAAUGAGGGAAAUUGACAACGAAUAUCCCGAUUUCUAUAACCCUCAUCUACCAGAUUUCGUGCGUUGCACUGGGCAUAAUGGCGAGAACGACCAGGAAAACUUAAAACAAACAUUUAGGCGAAUCUGCCCGAAAUAUUUUUAUGUAAAAAAUGUCAGCAUUUGUAAAAGGAUAAAUAACAGUAAAUGCCAGGCCAGAGUAACCUAUGGAAUGAAAGAUGACAAGGAUUUACCCCUAGAACCAGACCUAAAACACCAUGUGAGUUUACUUCUUAAACAUGCCCCAUUAAACACCGUCCUUAUGGGAGAACAAAUAUUGUUAGAAUUACCUAAAAAUGUGAUAAUCGUUUACGAAAUUUAUUGUGAGUGCCCAUUGAAGGCUGCAGAACAAAUGCAGUCUUUAAUAAAACAGUUUCAAGAUUUACAGGCUUAAAAGAUUAACUACCUAAUUACUUCAGAUCAGGAAUUCAGAUGUAUUUUUUUUUUUUUUUUGGUCAAAAUAAAGCUUUUGCU
This is a messenger RNA of Zophobas morio, 608 nucleotides long. RefSeq lists its product as uncharacterized. The transcript has 3 exons. The coding region runs from base 73 to 528 and encodes 151 amino acids. The record is from RefSeq and is a predicted model, not a curated record. NCBI's taxonomy places the organism in Eukaryota, Metazoa, Arthropoda, Insecta, Coleoptera, Tenebrionidae.